Molecule: messenger RNA, 1002 nt
Organism: Solanum stenotomum
Lineage: Eukaryota; Viridiplantae; Streptophyta; Magnoliopsida; Solanales; Solanaceae
Exons: 3
Coding region: 1-1002 (333 amino acids)
Source: RefSeq, a predicted model, not a curated record
AUGUUACAAAAAGUUGAGUCUACUGAUGUAGGUGUUAAAGAAAUGAAGGGCGAUUUCUUCGGUAUAAGUCAAAUGGUGGAUUCUCACACCACUUCUAUCAAGCAGAUAGAGCAACAGUUGGGACAACUAUCAGCAUCACUAAACCAGAGAAAGAAUGGGUCACUACCAAGUGAUACUAUUCAGAAUCCCAAGAAAGAUGGACACUGCAUGGCCAUCACCACCAGAAGCGGUAAGAUUCUUAAUGAACCAGUAUCUGUAGGUACUAAGCAGGAACAUGGUAUGGGGAGAGAUGAAGAAGAAGAUGUUGACGCUGAACAUGUAGAUGAUACAGAAGAAGCCCAACCAACAAAAAAACUUAAGAAGAAAGCUGAGGAUGGGAAAUUUGCAAAAUUCAUAACUAUAUUGAGACAACUAUCAGUGAACAUCCCAUUGGUGGAAGCUCUGGAGAAGAUGCCAAGAUAUGCUAAGUUCAUGAAGGACUUAGUCACAAAGAAACAAAUUACAUGUUUUGAAUUAUCUGACAACAUUCAUCAUUGUAGUACUAUUGCUAGAAGAUCUUUGGUGCAGAAAAAGAAGGAUCUAGGUUCACUCACUAUACCAUGCACCAUCAGAUCAUUUGAGUUUGCAAAGGCCCUAUGCGAUUUAGGUGCAAGUAUAACUCUGAUGUCUCUAGCCAUUUACAAGAAAUUGGGCUUGGGGAUUCCAAAUCCCACCGCGAUGAGGUUUACGAUAACAAAUAAGUCAGUAAAGCAGCCUACAAAAGACCAUUUUUUGGCUACAUGUCAAACUUUGCUUGAUGUUGAGAGCGGAGAGAUGAAAUUCAGGCUCAACAAUGAGGAGGUAAAGUUUAAGAUAUGCAGGUCUAUGAAGCAACUACAAGAUAGUAAUGUGGUGUCUCCAAUAGUGGUCUUUGAUGAAUGGGAGCUGGGAGCUGCUAUUGAGGAAAUGUCUGAUGUUGAAACAUUGAAAGCCAUGCUAAUGAAUUUUGAAGAAGACUUCUAG